Messenger RNA from Lotus japonicus, 2158 nucleotides. RefSeq names its product protein NUCLEAR FUSION DEFECTIVE 4-like. The record is from RefSeq and is a predicted model, not a curated record. Lineage: Eukaryota; Viridiplantae; Streptophyta; Magnoliopsida; Fabales; Fabaceae. Gene Ontology annotation, molecular function: transmembrane transporter activity. Gene Ontology annotation, biological process: transmembrane transport. Gene Ontology annotation, cellular component: membrane. Bases 146 to 1912 code for a protein of 588 amino acids. The transcript has a single exon.
AAACUCAUGUUGACAUAAUAUCUCCCUCUCUACUAGCAUUCAAUCUUCUUAAGUCUAAACCAUCUCGUUUCUAGUUUGUUCCACUAGGAAAAUUUAAAGAAUUCACAUUCUCCAUACUCACUUAGAACAUAGAAGUGAGAAAAUCAUGUUCUCUGCACCACAUUGGGGAGAUGGUUGCAAAAGCAUCAAAGGGUUUCCUCUCCAAGUCAUAAAAGGGAGGUGGUUCAUGAUGUUUGCAUCAUUCAUGAUCAUGUCAGUAUCAGGGGCUAGCUACAUGUUUAGCCUCUACUCCAGAGAAAUCAAGUUUGUUCUAGGAUAUGAUCAAUCCACUCUCAAUUUGUUAAGUUUCUUCAAGGACUUGGGUGCCCUCAUAGGCAUUCACUCAGGUGUAAUAAACGAGGUCACACCUCCUUGGGUUGUUUUAUCAAUUGGUGGGGUUCUAAAUUUUUUUGGGUAUUUUAUGAUUUGGCUUGCUGUGAGUAAAAAAAUUACAAGACCCCACCUGUGGCACAUGUGUUUAUACAUUAUUAUUGGAGGCAAUUCUCAUUGCUUUACCAACACUGCAGUUAUGGUGACCAGCGUAAAGAAUUUCCCUGGGACCCGGGGCAUUGUCUUAGGCAUUGUAGGUGGGUAUUUGAGUUUGAGUACAAUAAUCUUCACUCAACUAUACUACACCUUCUUUGAAAUCAACUCCAAAUCUCUACUUUUACUCAUGGCAUGGCUACCAACUGCUACCUCUUUAAUUUUCCUACCAGUUAUCAAGAACCACAGGAGUAUUCAACAGCCAAAUGACUCCAAGGUUUUCCAUAGGUUCAUCUACAUGAUACUUGUUUUUGCAGGGUUUCUCAUUGUUAUAAUCAUUGUACAAAAAUGUUUUAACAUCACCCAGAGGGAGUAUUAUGUCACUUCCACUGUGAUGCUUCACCUGCUUACCCUUCCACUUACUGUUGUUAUUGUGGAAGAAUACAAGAUUUGGAAGAGCAAACAAGAACAUAUCAAUUGUGAAAAUCCUCCAAGCCCCACGGAUAUAGCAGCAGCAAGAACAACAACAACAACAACAAAGCCUAAUCAAGUGAAGUCUGAGCAGGCUCCUCAUGCAGAACAAACUAUCCAAAACGGAUUUUCCUGGUGGCAAAACAUACUCAGGCCACCGAAAAGGGGUGAAGAUCACACAAUACUUCAAGCUAUUUUUAGUCUUGAUAUGGUGAUUCUUUUCUUAGCAACUAUAUUUGGGUAUGGUGGCAACCUGACUGUGUUAAAUAACAUGAGUCAGAUAGGAAAGUCCUUAGGAUAUCCUGCACAUACUAUAACCACAUUUCUCUCCCUUAUGUCAAUUUGGAUUUUUCUCGGUAAAAUUUCACAAGGGGUUAUCUCAGAAUUUAUGAUUGACAAAUUUAAAGCCCCUAGGCCUCUCAUGCUCACGAUACUCCUUGUAUUGUCUUGUAUUGGUCACCUGUUAAUUGCAUUCAAUGUUCCAAAUGGUCUUUAUGUAACAUCAAUUGUUAUUGGGUUUUGCUUUGGGGCAAACUGGCCAAUACUUUUUUCCAUCGUAUCUGAAUUGUUUGGUCUUAAACACUACUCAACAUUGCAUAAUGUUGGGACAAUAGCCGUUCCAAUUGGGUCAUACUUUCUCAGUGUGAGGGUGGCAGGGUAUCUGUAUGACAAGGAAGCCAUGAAGCAAAUGGAAGCAUUGGGGCUACAAAGAAAACCAGGAGAGGAAUUGAACUGCAAUGGGGGCGAGUGCUACAAAUUGGCUUUCAUAAUAAUCACUGCAGUUUCCAUGCUCGGGGCGCUUGUGUCAUUCAUUUUGGUGCUUAGGACUAAACAAUUCUACGAAACUGAUAUAUACAAGAAAUUCAAAGAAGAAUCUCGAACUGCGGAAACUGAAAUGGUUGUCCCUAGACAAGAAUGAACCACCUGCUUCUACAGAUGAAGGUUAGAUAUCUUCUGCAAGGAAAUGGUAAAAGAAAAAUUUGAGAAGCAGAGCAACAGCAAAAGAGGACAAUUAAACAACAAUACCCCAUCGUUUGAACUUUGGAGGAUGUUAUUGUAUCAAUCCCAAUUCUUAGCCAUUACUGCCACCUCUAAUUUACCUUAUUUUUAUGUAUUUUUCUCUUUUUAUUGCAUCACAUGACAUCAUAUAUUAAACUAUCACUUA